This is a messenger RNA of Didymosphaeria variabile, 1791 nucleotides long. RefSeq lists its product as uncharacterized. Bases 1 to 1791 code for a protein of 596 amino acids. The record is from RefSeq and is a predicted model, not a curated record. NCBI's taxonomy places the organism in Eukaryota, Fungi, Ascomycota, Dothideomycetes, Pleosporales, Didymosphaeriaceae. The transcript is spliced from 2 exons. Gene Ontology annotation, molecular function: N,N-dimethylaniline monooxygenase activity; NADP binding; flavin adenine dinucleotide binding.
AUGGCGCCAGCUCGUGUUAUGGAGAUAUCUGGGUCUGUGGAACAAGGCUACAUAGCCCCAUCGGAUGCAGCUCAUGAAAACGAAUGGUACAACCAAGACUUCGACGGUUAUCGCGUUACCGAGGAGCCAUUACACGCUAAGCGCCACCUGCGCAUUGUAUGCGUUGGCGCUGGAGCAUCCGGUCUGCAGAUCGCCUACAAAGCUGAGCGUGCACUCUCCGACAUCGAUUUGCAGAUCUACGAAAAGAACUCUGAUGUUGGCGGUACCUGGCUGGAGAACAGAUAUCCAGGGUGCACUUGCGAUAUUCCUUCGCAUUCUUACCAGUUUACAUGGGCACGAAACCCUAAUUGGAGCCAAUACUACUCAAGCAGUGAAGAGAUAUGGCAGUAUUUCAAGGAUGUUGCAGUCAAGUAUGAUUUGGAGAAGUAUGUACAGCUGAAUACGACGGUGGAAAGCGCCGAAUGGAACGAACAAGAAGGGCAAUGGAAAGUUACAGUUCUUGGGCCAAAUGGAAAGCAAACGGAAGACUGGUGUGAUGUCCUCAUAUCCGGUGAGUUACUCUCAUAUACCUGUCACUUUCGUACUGACCUUGAAGGCUCUGGCGUGUUGAACUCGUGGAAGUAUCCAGACAUCCCAGGUCUGGACUUAUUUAAAGGUAAACUGAUGCACUCGGCAAAGUGGGAUAGUGAUUACGACCUGAGUGGCAAGCGCGUUGCCGUCAUCGGUGGAGGUUCCUCCGCCGUUCAGAUCGUUCCCAACAUCCAGCCUACUGUCGGCAAGCUAUAUGCCUUCUUGAGAUCUCCAGUUUGGGUGACCACUGGGUUUGGUGCGAAACAUGCCGGCCCCGGUGGCACAAAUUUCGAAUAUUCGCAGCAUCAGAUCCAGAAAUGGAAAGACGACCCGGAAAGCUAUCAGAAAUAUGCACGCGAUGUUGAGGGUGAGCUCAACAAACGGUUCAAUCUCAUGCACAUGCAUUCGAAUGAUCAAAAGAACUCACGCGAGCUCAUAGCCAGCAUCAUGGAUGAGAGAAUCGGAAACGAGAGAAUCUCGAAGAGGCUGGUUCCCAAUUUUGCUCUGGGUUGCAGAAGAAUGACACCUGGGCAAGGAUACCUCGAGUCCCUGAGGAAAGACAACGUGGAAGUGAUUCAUGAGUCCGCAGUGCGACUUACCGAGACUGGCAUCGUGGACGAGAGUGGUGUAGAGCAUGAGGUGGAUGUGGUAAUUUGCGCAACGGGAUUCGACACCUCGUUCACACCACAUUUCAAGAUGACCGGUCGCAACAAUGCAGAUAUCAAGGAGCAGUUUGGAGACUUUCCAGUAGGCUACCUCGGAAUCACAGUCCAUAACUUCCCUAAUUUCUUCCUUUUCAUCGGGCCCAAUGGACCCGCAAGCCACUCUUCCAUUCUCCCCAUACUUGAAUGGUACACGCGCUACGCUUUCAACAUGAUUGCGAAGUUCCAGACGGAGAAUCUCAAAUCGUUCGAGGUCAAAGCUGCCGCCGUCAAAGACCUGUACAACCACACUCACGAGAUUAUGAAGCGACUUGUUUGGUCGUCAGCAUGUCGAUCGUGGUUCAAGAAUGGGAAGACGCAUGGUCCUGUGACAGCCAUCUACCCGGGAAGUCGUUUACACUUCUUCGAGCUGCUGAAGGAGGUGCGAUGGGAAGAUUACGACCUGGAGUAUCGCACAGGCAAUCGGUUCCAAUUCUUAGGGAAUGGCUACACCUUUACGGAAAUGAGUCCAGAUGGGGAUCCUGUCUGGUAUUUUGAUGAUGAUUUUACGAAAAUAUAG